CUUAUACGCCUUCUUUCAUUCUCUCGGAUGCCAGCUUAAAAGUUACUUUUAUUGAAAAUAAGUUUGUGGGAAGAAAAAGUAACUUUGAAAAUCUAUGGCAAACUACGUAACCUAAAAAUAAGUAACUUAACAUGCUCGUAAUUUGCUGUUCUUGUUGAUUGAGAUAAUCACUUGUUAGUUUCUGGGGACUGGACUUGUGAAAAUGUACAGUGUAUAACUCUAGUGUUGUGUUACUUGAUAUCCCAUAGCUGCCAACACUAUGACUUUUGAAAAACCAUUGAAAUAAUAAAUAGCAGGUAGGAUUAAUGGUUAGACAAUCGCAAGUAAUUUGAUUUAUAUAAUGUAGUAAGAGCAUGUUUGGCUGUGUUUUACUAACAAAACUUACUUUUCUAGAAAUAAGUACUAACCAACUUUCUACAAAUUUAACUUUUAAGCAUUGCCAAACAUGCUUAUAAUCUCUUUGUUUUGAGGGGGCAUGGUUGGGUUGGAGGGGAAUCUACGAUGAUGUUUUCCAAUGAGUUGGAGGAGGUUCAAUUCGGUUUUAGAGUAAAUGUGGCUGGCUGUGCCCACACAAUCCUCGUUUUAGGUGUGCCGGUUACAGGUCAUUGCAGGCUGCUGGCCUCUACAACUGAGCUUGCACAUGCUAAGCCUGGACCUUCUGGCACAUUUCAACACCCUAAUAGCUAGCCAUCAAGUUUUGCCUUUCCAAUUUAUGAUGGAUUAUGCUUGCUUUGUCUCUAUAUGCUCAUUGAGAAUUCACAAUCAAAUGGCUCCUGUUUGGCAAGAUUUUCUGCGAGGAGAGAGGACGCAAUUUCUUUACAGGAUAACACUUUGCUCUAAUGCAAAAUAUUCUCAAGCCUCAUCCAGGGUAAUGGUUGAUCUGUAUCGGUGCUAUAUCUAUGAUUCUAUUUGUACGCUUCCAUGUUUCCUAAGAAUCUUAUAUAAUGAGAAAGCCCAGUUUAUACUCGACUCGUCUUUCAGCAGCAUUUUACCAAGAAAUGUGCUCUAUACUACAAUUUCAAGAAAUUCCAUUUAUGCGUGCACAUUGUUCCACACACGAAAAUUAUUCCCAAACCUAGAGUAUAGUUACCACUACCAAUCUGCUCAAGAUACAAGGGGCAAAAUUGAACUGGCUUUGCUUGUUGAAAUAGGGUCGCGUGGCGCACUGGUUGAACUGGGCCUUCAACCAGCUUUAUUAAAAUUGAACAUAUUCUGUACAAUAGUCAACUAUUACACAGAAUGAACUCGAGUUGUAUGCCUGUCAA
Olea europaea var. sylvestris is the source of this 1265-nucleotide messenger RNA. RefSeq names its product reticulon-like protein B22. NCBI's taxonomy places the organism in Eukaryota, Viridiplantae, Streptophyta, Magnoliopsida, Lamiales, Oleaceae. The coding region runs from base 641 to 1243 and encodes 200 amino acids. The record is from RefSeq and is a predicted model, not a curated record. The transcript has 2 exons.